CGAACUCGACGGAAGGUCUUCGCUGAUCGCACAUGCUUUUCGCCAUGUUUCAGACGAAUCUCGACGCGCUGUCCCACUUCGGCGGAUUCUCUCUUUUCUUGCGAUCACACCAACUGAAGUUCAAUAUAUCAUAAACGUCCCCUAUGUCGCGGUCUUAGCGCUGUACUCCAGGCGGUGUGUUAGCUACUAGGUAGUCUGGACCUACUCGUAACUGCCUUGCGCCUGAUCCCGGCGUGCCACUGUAGGAGACAACUUGAAGUGUGCCUCCCCAACAGCUCUCGUCAACAUUCCGCUCCCGAUCAUGUAUGCUCAGACAUAUUAUACAUUCCUUAUUUCCCGUUCCAAUCCCGCAUUCUACCGAGCUUCUCCUUCCUGCCGCAGGUACCACCAACCUGGGAACCAACCAUGACCACGGCCAGCCCAACAGCACGACACAUCCUCCUCCCUCCGGCCUGCCGCCUCGCUCCCGUGCCCGAGCCGCAACCCAUCAAGGGCCUCGAAGGCAUCCCGCCGAUCCGCGCCCAGUUCUUCUACGCCUCGCACAUCCCCAUCGACGACCCCCUCUCGGCCGCCACCAUCGCCGGCUCCUCCUCCGACUCGAAGCCGUCGAAUCUGCCUUUGCGGCCCUUCUCCGCGGGCGACAACGCCGCGCUCGAACGCGCCUGGCUCGGCUUCGCGACAGACCGCGACAGACGCAACCACACGCACGCGGCGCGCAACCGGAGCCCCAGCCCGGGUCUGUCGACGGAGAAUGCCGAGAAGCUGGCGGCCAUCGUGAACGCGCUGGCCGUUAAGCACAAGGAGAAGCAUGAUCGCGAGGGCCAGGCGCCGGGGUCCUCAGCGGCGGCCGGCGUGUCGCUACCUUCGGGCCCCCUCACGCCGCCGGAGCACGGGCGCGUGCCGGUAUGUUGUGCCGAGUUGGCCAUUGACGCGUCGGCUGAGCUGAGAAGAGAGUUUUGUGCCGUCACAAGGCGGAGGCAGCAGAGUCUGGACCAUGACCGCGUGCUGGAGGGCGUCAUGGCGCAGUUGGCUAGGCUGAGGAUGGACGUGGAGGGGACGCGGCCCGCCUCGGCCGCGGGGUUGUUGUCGGGGACGGGUCCGGCUGUGCAGGUUGUUGGGAGUGCCGGGUCGAGGUUGUCGAUGGCGUCUGCUGAGGGAGAGUUGGCGUCUAGCCUGCCUGUUGGCGGCUGCAUUCCGGCCAGACCACCAGUGUUGGAUGAUGGGAUUUCUGGCAAGCCGUUCGUGCGGGUUGAGCCGACGCCGAGGUCCAAUAGGUCGUCUGGAGUAGCCACCCCGGACGACAGAGCCGCAAGGACGGUUCCUAAGGGUAGGGCGAGGGGUGACAGUCGAGCGUCGGUACCUGUGCGGCCUAGCACGGGACGGCUGGAGGACUCGGUUGAGGUGCCUGUGGGCAUUUCGAGGCUACACAUGGUCUCGCUGCCAGUUCUCCAGAUGAAACCGAUUUACUGGUCUCCGGUGAACGACAUUGCCACUGUGUUGAGGGCGACGUGGUUCUACAGAGACACAAUGGUUCCUGUCGAACCCGUCGUCGCCAACCAGCUAGAGGCAGGCUACCGCGAGCUCAGACCUUGGACAGAAACGUGGGCGGAUGAACUCAGAUCUGCUCUCGAUGUCGGUCCGCUUGGUGAGGAGAAAGUAUCCCACCGUCUGUGGCCAGAGGUUGUCGACAAACGACAAAAAGGCAAACCCGGCUUGCCUCCUGAGCCGCCAAUAUCGACCGACCCGUUCUGUGCUGCCAGGUGUUUCCGUGGAGAAGCCGCUGCUGAAGGAUCUCUCGAGCCCGUUCAUUCAGAGCAAGACACGGCAUUGCCGCCUCCCGAGUCCAGGUUGUAUGCCAGCUACCAUGUCAUUUACAAAGACGGCACAAACGCCUUCCUCUUGAAGCCCAGCCAAAAGCCGUCCGCCUACUACGGCCGGAAGCCCGUCUCCAAGAUCAUGAGGGGGAUAACCGUUGGGCUACCCGUCGUACGAGGGUUUGAUCGUGCUGCAUGGGAAAGGGUGCACGAUAAACGGGCCGCAUCGCGCAGCAAGAGCAUGCCAGUUGGAACCCCAGCAGCGGAGUUGCUUCAAACCGCCGAGGAAGGCGGCUGCCCGGGCUGUCGGCUAGAGAAGGACCGCGGCCAGGUCACUGACCUGGUCCUGGUGGCACACGGCAUUGGCCAGAAGCUGUCCGAGCGUGUGGAGAGUUUCCACUUCACCCAUGCCGUCAAUGCCUUCCGGAGGGCUGUCAACGUCGAGCUUGAGAGCCCUGCCGUCAAAUCUGUCCUGCGGCCAGAGCAGAACGGUAUCAUGGUUUUACCGGUUAACUGGCGCCAUCUCGUAAGUUUCGAGGACGGCGGGUUAAGCACCGAGGAGGACAAAGCCGCCUACGCGCCCGACGGGUUCACUCUGAAGGACAUUGAGCCUCCUACCAUCCCGGCAGUGCGAGGCAUCGUCUCGGAUGUCAUGUUUGACGUGCCCUACUACAUGUCCCGCCACAAGCCAAAGAUGAUUGCCGCGCUAGUCAGCGAGGCAAACCGCGUCUACCGGCUCUGGUGCCGAAACAACCCCGGCUUCUCGGAAAAAGGCCGCGUCCAUCUGAUCGCGCACUCGCUCGGCAGCGCCAUGGCCAUCGAAGUCCUUUCCAGACAACCCACACGUGUCCCGCGCCCGCCCGACCCGUCCACCGCGUCCCCGGACACGCGGUUCUUCGAGUUCGACACCACCAACCUCUUCCUCCUCGGCAGUCCUGCAGGCUUCUUCCUCCUCCUCGAGCGCGGCGGCCUGGUCCCGCGCCGGGGCCGCCUCAAACCGGGCGCCGACGCGGCCGACACGGUAGCCAAGGAUGUGGUCGGCGACGUCGGCAUGUUCGGCUGCAUCGCCGUCGACAACAUCUACAACAUCCUCGCCAAGGAAGACCCCAUCGCCUACCUCCUCAACGGCACCAUCGACCCGGUCUACGCCGCCGGCCUCAGGACGGCCUAUGUGCCCGGCAUCAACACCUCUUUCCUCAAAUCCGUCGGCGACGCCGUACGCGGCCUCACCGGCACUGGCACCGGCACCGGCGGCGCUGCCCCGGCCGACGCCUCGCCGCAUAAACCACCCGUCGCCCGCCUGCCGUCGCAGCUCGAGCUGGAGGUGCAUGACUUCUCGCGCGAGGAGAUUGCCGAGAAGAAGGCCUUCCUGCUCAACGACAACGGACAGAUCGAUUACUACCUGCGGUCCGGCGGUGGGCCGCUCGAGAUCCAGUACCUGAACAUGCUGAGUGCCCAUACGAGCUACUGGACGAACCGGGACCUCAUUCGGCUGCUGUGUUUGGAAAUUGGGAGGCCGCCGGGCCGGGAGCAUGCACUUCACUCGAUGAGGGCUGUCAAGGUCAAGGGGCGGUUUACGCGCGGGCAGUAGGGCAUUUCUUUUUUUUUCUUUUCUUUUUGGUGGUGUUCUUUUCUUUUUGGUGGUGUUCUUUUCUUUUU
Messenger RNA from Chaetomium strumarium, 3473 nucleotides. RefSeq names its product DDHD domain-containing protein. The record is from RefSeq and is a predicted model, not a curated record. NCBI's taxonomy places the organism in Eukaryota, Fungi, Ascomycota, Sordariomycetes, Sordariales, Chaetomiaceae. Gene Ontology annotation, molecular function: metal ion binding; glycerophospholipase activity. Bases 406 to 3405 code for a protein of 999 amino acids. Gene Ontology annotation, cellular component: cytoplasm. The transcript is spliced from 2 exons.